Molecule: messenger RNA, 3003 nt
Organism: Solea solea (common sole)
Lineage: Eukaryota; Metazoa; Chordata; Actinopteri; Pleuronectiformes; Soleidae
Gene: tmem41aa
Product: transmembrane protein 41aa
Exons: 5
Coding region: 1210-2049 (279 amino acids)
Source: RefSeq, a predicted model, not a curated record
UAUACACACACACAUACACAUACAUAUACAUAUAUAUACAUAUACAUAUAUAUACAUGCACAUACACAUAUAUGCACAUAUAUAUUGAUGGAUUGCAGUAUUGCACUGGGAUGUAUUGCACAUUUAUCAGGGAUAUUGCACAGAAUAUUGCACAUGGUUAAGGUGAGUUAGUGUCUGGUUAUAAAAUUUACAAAUUUAUGUAAUUAUACAUAAAUGUAAGCUUAGAAGGGCUAGGCCAAAAUUCUAUGUUCUACAAAAACAACACAAACAAGACUUGAAUGUGAGUUCAAGUCAUUAGAGUACGAGUUGAUACAGAAAAAAAAGAAUAAUACAGAAACGUUUUUAAAGCUUACAGUAUAGUGUGUGUUUUAUUGGGAAAAUCCAGAAUUGUAAAAAUGCAUUGUUUGAUAAAACCUGAAAGGAGGGGAACAAUACAUUUUUCCAGAGAAGCGUAAAACUGUAAUGAAUAUGAACAUAAACUUUAACUUGCCAAUUUACUCCAUAAGUAUAGUGUGAGGACAAGACCAGAAUAAAUGUACUAGUGUUUCUUUAUGUUCCCCUAUCAUUCUAUCUUCAGAGUUUGUUGGAUAAAACCUCUGAAGCUUUUUAAAGGCAAGGCAGGUUCAUUUGUAUAGCACUAUUCAUACACAGGACAACCCAGAGUGCUUUUUAGAAAGGCAUAGAAACACAUUAAGAAAAUCACAGAUACAUUAAAAUUAUACGAGAUAAAAAUGUGAUUUGCCCAUAAAAGUGCAUGUAAAAGACAGGAAUGAACUGAUAACUAAUUAUUUGAGAAUUUAAUAAAAAGAUGCAGUGAAUAAUAGAGUGUUAAGGCCUGACUUAAAGCAGACCUCAGUGUGUUCCACAGGUGAGGAGCUAAAUGCUGCUUCACUUUGUUUGUAAAAGAAACCUCUCUAACUUUGUUAGUGACACAUAACUUAAUAUGUGGUAGAAACCAAACUUUUCCCCAAAUGUCUCCAGUAUAUGAAGACCACUAUGACAAAGAAGAAGGUGUACAGUUAACGUCUUGUUGAAAAAGAGGACGAAUUUCCAUAACUAGCUCUAGCUAUUCAUCUAGCUAUACGUCUACGGGAUGUGACGUCACCGCGCCCUUUGAUCUUGUCGGAUGGUGUUGUUUACUUCCGUCUCUUCUGCUGACAGACAGUAGUUCAUGAAGCCGACAGUUCUCUGGCUCAUGUUACCGCAAACAUGCGCUCACUCCUCGGACUUAUCACCGUUGUUCUUGCAGCCAGUCUGUAUCUGUAUACACUGUCCCUGUACCUGCCCGCUGGACCCCGGCGGUCUCAUCCUCCCUCUUCCGACAGAGAGCAUGUGGACACGGCGGAGUCCCCAGAUAGCACCGAGGGAGCCAGCAGGUUGAAGUUCCCCUCAGACUUGGAGGAGCUGAGGGAACUCGCUGAGCUCCUGCAGUUUUAUAAGGCAGAGCACACUGGAUAUGUCCUGCUCCUCUUUUGUAGUGCUUAUCUGUACAAGCAGUCUUUUGCCAUUCCUGGAUCCUCAUUCCUGAAUAUUCUAGCAGGAGCUAUAUUUGGACCUUAUGAAGGACUGGUGCUAGCCUGUGUGCUAACUACUGUGGGCGCCACCAUGUGCUACCUCCUGUCACAGGCCUUUGGGAAACAGUACAUUGUGAACUUCUUCCCUGAUAAAGUUUCCACGCUGCAGAAGAAGGUUGAAGAGAAUAAGGACUGCCUGUUCUUCUUUCUGCUCUUCCUGAGAGUCUUUCCCAUGACGCCUAACUGGUUUCUGAACAUUUCUGCCCCAAUUGUAAACAUCCCCAUCACCUACUUCUUCUGCUCAGUCUUCAUUGGUCUUCUGCCGUACAACUUCAUCGGUGUCCAGACGGGCGUCAUGCUGUCUGAGGUGCCUUCGCUGGACGACUUGUUCUCCUGGCAGCGGCUGCUGCAGCUGCUGGCCAUCGCCUGCGUGGCUCUGCUACCCGGCGCCCUCAUCCGCCGCUACAGUCGGAGACAUCUCAAGCUGGAUGUGCCGUCACAGAACGGAGUCAUUACAGAGAAAAAGGUCCAGUGAUUCGUUCUGGUUUUCGUCCCCCUGCACUUUGCCCUCAAAAGUGAACUUUUACCAUUUUAUCUCGAUUGGUUUAUUUCCUAGGAGACACCUGGACAUGGGAAAUGGAUUGUAGCUAUUAAAACAAUGAGCAGAUUGGGAUUUGCAUAGUGGGAUUUAAAGCUGUGUUAUCAACUAGUGGUGUCUCAAAUCUACAGUACAACUUCUGUAGACACAACAUACACAGUAUAUGUGCAAUAAUGUUUAGUAAUCAUGUGGAGAAAUUUGAAGGAUAUUAUGCUUUGAAACUGUCACUGUAGUUUAGACUAUGUGUAAGACCAGCUUGUGUCCAAAGUGCCUGUCGUGCAGUUAUAGAUUCAAACUUCUACCUCCAGCAAAGACACAUGGAAUAAACUGUAUAAAAAGUUAAAAUGUAAAACCCAUGUUUUUAGUGGUUAGGUGGAUUGUUUUGUUGGGUUUAUGUAAAAUGUUUUUAUUCAAAACUGAAAUACUGAUGGUAUUGCAGCAAAUCGAAUAUGAAGUGAAGAAAAUGAGGCAUUUUUUAGAACACUUUUUCAUCCCUGCACUACGUUUUGUAAUCUAGGGACCCUCGUAUCGGGCCUCAAACAGAUACAUCACACAAGUAAUUUUAAGGGGGGAAAAAAAUGUAAUUAUAUAUAUAUUUAUAUAUUUUUGUAAUUUGAUGUGUCUACAGCCAUAUUUAUCUUUUUAAGUGAUCGUACAGUCAGUUCACGCAUCGUGAGGCUUUAAAAUCCUUCUUUUACUGCCUCUUUGUGUCCAUGUGUCUUUUCACUCCUGCUACAUCAAGUGUUAUUUUAAAUCUGGUGGUACAAGGUGUAAAAUGGUGUGUCUUUAUUUUUGUUUUCAUCUCUCUUCAAUAUGAUUCACAGUAGCUGUGACAUUUAUGAUAUUUGCAUCACAAAUGAUGUGCCACUGUUAUUUCAGGGGUGGAAAAAC